Molecule: messenger RNA, 461 nt
Organism: Myotis brandtii (Brandt's bat)
Lineage: Eukaryota; Metazoa; Chordata; Mammalia; Chiroptera; Vespertilionidae
Gene: DBI
Product: diazepam binding inhibitor (GABA receptor modulator, acyl-CoA binding protein)
Exons: 4
Coding region: 120-383 (87 amino acids)
Biological process (GO): fatty acid metabolic process
Cellular component (GO): mitochondrion
Molecular function (GO): fatty-acyl-CoA binding
Source: RefSeq, a predicted model, not a curated record
CCCCGCUGGGGAGGCCUGCGACUGCGCCUCUAAAGGCGCUGCCAGACUGCUUUUGCGCUACUUCUCCCAGCUCCUCGCCGCGUCCGCCAGUUCCUAAGUCCUUGCACCUACCCGCCGUCAUGUCUCAGGCUGAGUUUGACAAAGCUGCCGAGGAUGUUAAGAACCUCAAGACCAAGCCAGCAGACGAUGAGAUGCUGUUCAUCUACAGCCGCUACAAACAGGCGACUGUGGGUGACGUAAAUACAGAACGGCCUGGGAUGUUGGACCUCAAAGGCAAGGCCAAGUGGGAUGCCUGGAAUGAGCUGAAAGGGACGUCCAAGGAAGAUGCCAUGAAAGCGUACGUCAACAAAGUAGAAGAACUAAAGAAAAAAUAUGGAAUGUAGGGACUGGGUUUGGCUGCCAGCCACGCAUGUCAUCUAAACUGAUAAUCAUGCCUUGUUUUUCUAAUACCACGGAUGAAG